AAAAUUUGUUUUUGUUCUCGUAGUCUUAUCGAAAAGUAUAAUAUUGGUCUAUAAACCAACAAUUUAUUAUAUAUUUCUAUAAAGAUAAAUUUAUUAAUUUACAUGUUUUUAUGAAAUAUUUUAAACGAGUUUACUCUUGACCUUGAAAAGCUUUUAAAUAUUAAACCUAUUAUGACGCAAAAAGCACCCGCUGGACAAGCUAAGGGUUAAAAGUCGUCAGCUGUUUUUUAUGAACAAAGUUCAGCGGUUUCUGGUUUUGUGAUUGCCGAAUAAUUGCGGCUGAUUAGAUUGUUUAUGAAAUCUCGAAGGGAGGACAGCUAAUUUCGCCAUGCUCCGUUCGGGCGGUAGAUUAAUAUUUACCAGGUUCUCCAGCAGCAUGAAGGUGAAAGUGCCAGUGAAACAAGGAGUUGUAGUGGGGCAGCAAAAGAAACUGGCCAGUGGACUGGAAUACAAUAGUUUCUUGGGAGUUCCCUAUGCUGAACCACCGCUGGGAGAGCUUCGUUUUCGAAGCCCUCGGCCGCUACUGCAAUUUAAGGAGGCUGAACAAGACUGCAGCAAGGAGGGUAAUAUCUCCCACCAGCGAGAUCCGUUCACUUUAGAGGUAGCCGGUUCAGAGAACUGCCUUUUCCUAAAUGUCUGUCCUAAAGCCAGGAAUUCUGGGGCUCCUCUGCCUGUAAUGGUCUGGAUUCACGGAGGAGGGUUCUUCUUUGGCAAUGGCAACAGUGACUUUCAUUUUCCCGCAAAGCUCAUGGAGCAGGAAGUUAUUGUGGUCACCCUGAAUUACCGGCUUGGUGCUCUCGGAUUUCUUAGUUUACCCGAGGAGGGAAUUCAUGGCAACAUGGGACUUAAGGACCAGCGUCUGGCCCUCCAGUGGGUGCAGGAUAACAUUGCCAGCUUCAACGGCGAUCCCAAUAACGUAACUCUGUUCGGCGAGAGUGCGGGCGGAGCUUCAGUGCAUCUGCACACCUAUGCCCGUCAUGCUAACCGGCUUUUCCACAAGGCCAUCAUGCAGAGUGGAACGGCCAACAUGGAGUGGGUGUUUCAAAACGACGCGGCAGCUAAAACUCGUCGUCUGGCGGGGCUCCUGGGUGGUGGUGAUUUUGGUGGCGACACCAAAUCCCUUUUGGCCUUUCUGCAGUCGGAGAAGGCAACACCCACUGGCAUUUUGUCGAAUACAUUGAAAGUCCUCACUCCCGAUGAACGGCGACGCCACCUGCCAUUUGCAUUCAAGCCAGUCGUGGAGGAUAGUAGCAGUCCGGAUAGCUUCCUGGACCAGAACAUCCUGGAUCUAAUGCACAAAAAAGACUUCCUCGGAGGAAUGCCAGUGAUCAUGGGCUACAAUUCGGCCGAGGGACUAGCCAUGGUGAUCAAGGCCAAGCAGAAAAUAGAGGCCUACGAGGACGAUUUGGCCAGGAUGGUUCCCAAAAAUUUAGUGCUGAAUCCACAGGCUCCAGAGGCCCAAGAGGCUGCUUCCGACAUAAGAGCCUUUUACUUCAACGGGAAAGCUUUGACAAAGGAUAAUCUGGAUAAUAUGGUGGACCUGUUUAGCGAUUAUCACUUCAGUAUGGAUUUGCAGCAUGCAGCGGAGAUUCACGCCUGCUGCCAGACAAAGUCACCUCUGUACUUCUAUCGUUUGGACUACGUGGGCGGUCGCAAUAUGUACAAGAAAAUCUUCCAGAACGAGGAUCUCCGUGGAGUGGCACAUGCCGAUGAUAUCUGCUAUCUGUUUCAGAUGGCGGGUGACGAGUCCGAGAUGAGAAAGGAUGACCUUCUGGUUACGGAACAACUCUGUAAGAUGUGGGCGAAUUUCGCGCGCGAUGGAAAGCCAUUGGAAAAUUGGACACCUGUCCAGAAACCCCAGCCAGGCAAACAAUUCCAGCUCGACUGUCUACUUAUCGAUCGGGAGCUGAAGAUGUGCGCCAACCCUGAUGGGGAAAGAAUGGACUUCUGGCGCAGCAUGUACAGAAGAUACAGGAGCAAGUGCUACGAAGCUCUGAGAGCCAAGCUCUAGGUCCAUAGUUAGUAAGCAAAAAAGCAAUAAAGAAGCAAGUAGAUAUUUGUAGAAAUCGGAAUUUUAAAGCGAUAUUCAUCAGAAAUUUCCUUUCACAGAUAUUAAAUAAUAUCUUCUUUAAGAGGGUCUUUCUAAGUAGUUUAAAUUAAAAUUACUUUGUUUGAAAUGAUGUGAUUUUAAUAAAUACAUUUAUUACCAGAUCGUAA
Messenger RNA from Drosophila ficusphila, 2217 nucleotides. It is a transcript of the gene clt, whose product is annotated as juvenile hormone esterase. NCBI's taxonomy places the organism in Eukaryota, Metazoa, Arthropoda, Insecta, Diptera, Drosophilidae. The record is from RefSeq and is a predicted model, not a curated record.